AUGGGUGGCUGGAAAUACUCAAAACAACGUUUACAAAGACAUCCAUUUGUUGCUAAAGUUGUACGUGCUAAAAAGGUAAUCUGCAUAUGUGGAGUUGUAAUAAAACUUAAUAGGAAAUAUGACGAAGAUUACAUUAACCACCAUGCAAAUGGUCCAGGAUGUAAACGAAAUGAACAAAAAAGUAUUUUAUGCUUUUUUAAUCCUACAACAACUGAUAAAAAAGAUGACGAUGAUGUAAAUUCAGAUGAUGAUUGGAAUGAUUGGAAAAGUGAGGUAGAAGAUGCAAUGGAUGAUAACGAUAUUAUUACAGUAGAUGAAAAUGAGGAUGGAAUUAAUGAAAAAGAAAAUGCUAAUAUAGAGAUUAUUAAUCCAGCAACUAAUCAAACUGGUAGAAAAAGAAAGCCAUGUUUAGGAUUGCGUUCAGAUUUGAUUGCAAAAUAUGUUGAUAGAACACCUGCAUGUUAUGGUGGAGCUCGUCGUGUUGAAAUAAUUGCUAAGGAAAUAUAUCCUGGAAAAUUUCCUCAUAAGUUUACAAGAAAAAAACUUAAGCCAUUUCAGAAACGUGCAUUAAAUCGAAAAAUUUAUGCAGAAUCUCAAUGGCGUGUCGAUAAAGAUUGCAUUGCUGUACGCGCUAAAGAAUGCACAGGAUAUUCCGAUUCUGGAAAAACGAUUUGUAAUGAAUGUUAUUUACUAAAAUACAAUCCUAUAUUGGCACAUCGUCUUACUAUACCAAAACCGGCACCUGAAAAUCUUAAAUUUACACCAAAAUUCUAUUUUGAAAAUAAUUCUUUAAAAAAACAUUUGCAAAAUCAGGAUCUUCAUGAAAUUUGGUCUGUUAUUAAGGACAAUUAUGAUACAAGUAUAUGGAUUACAUUAGCAGAUAAAGCAACCAAUGGUGCAUUUAAAGAAAAACCU
Molecule: messenger RNA, 915 nt
Organism: Rhizophagus irregularis DAOM 181602=DAOM 197198
Lineage: Eukaryota; Fungi; Glomeromycota; Glomeromycetes; Glomerales; Glomeraceae
Source: RefSeq, a predicted model, not a curated record